ACCACAGAUGCUUUGGUAACUUUAUUAGUCUUCCAGACUUUUAUGAUCCCAAAUCGUUUUUUGUGCUGUGUUCAGGGUGGAGGGUGGACGAGAUCAGGGCCAAAGUUCUCUAGGCUGAGGUGUCAUAGUCGGGGAGGUUUGGUGCAGGACCUUAGAGACGCAAACACUUACCAGCGGGCAGGACUUCAGCAUAGAGUCCGGAGACCGUGCAGAAGAGAGGUCUUUUUUAUUUUCUGCUAUUCUCUCUGUUUCUCCGGGGAAUGGCUUGGCCGCUGUGGCUGCUCUUCGCCCUCCUCUUUCUCUUGGUGGGAUUGCAGGGGGAGGAUGGGGUGCACGAUGGAGACAAGAGGGACAGCAGCAGUGAUCUACCUCGUAUGCUCUCGGACAAAGGCAACCUGGUGUUCUCCACGGGAGACAACAAGGAAAUCCGCUUCCAGCCCUCGGCAUCGGGGCGGGUAAAAGUGGGCGACCAAGACCUCACAUUGCUACUGACUCAGAUCAGCAGCAACAAGGCUGAUAUCGAGGACCUGAAGAGCCACGGAGGUGUGGUGCCACCCGAGAUCACCAACAGACUCAACCAACUAGACACUAAGACGUCAGCUCUUGAGACGAAAGUGACCUCACUGGAAUCUGUCGUUCAGCGGCGGGCAUGCAACAGCAAUCCCUGCAGGAACGGAGGCACCUGUUUGAACCUGCUGGACUCCUUCCACUGUGUUUGUCCCGGCAACUGGGCUGGCCCCAGUUGUGCCACAGAUGUGAACGAGUGUCAGAUCUAUAGCGGGACGUCCCAGGGCUGUCAGAACGGGGCCACGUGUUUGAACAGCCCAGGUUCCUUCAGCUGUGGCUGUUCUCCGGAAUGGUCGGGCUCGCUCUGUACCGUGCGCUUUGACGACUGCAGGGGCUCCGGGCAGGGUCUGUGCGUGCACGGCAUGUGCAUCGACGCCGAUCGCGUCUCUCCGGGACAGCCGAGGUACCAGUGUGUCUGUGACAGCGGCUGGCAGUCUCCUUCGGGGAACCCGGCGUGUGUUGAGGACGUGGACGAGUGUUCCCUUGACAUCAAGCCUUGCUCCAGCAACCCCGCUGUCUCCUGCUACAACACCCAGGGAUCCUUCUCCUGCGGCGGCUGUCCUGCAGGUUGGCAAGGCAACGGCUACAGCUGUCGAGAUGUGGACGAGUGUUCGACCAAUAAUGGCGGCUGCUCCACGUCUCCGACGGUCCAAUGCCUGAACACCAUGGGCUCCUUCCACUGCGGGCCCUGCCCACCAGGUUAUGAGGGAGAUGGGAGGACUUGCACCCAGGCCAACAUCUGUGCCACAAACAACGGUGGCUGCUUCCCAUUGGCGAGCUGUUCAUCAAUUCCAGGGUCCGGCCUCCCGCUCUGUACCUGCCCCUCGGGCUACGUGGGGAACGGCUACGGCCCCUCGGGCUGCACGCAGACCAGCGACGUCUGCCAGACCAAUAACCCCUGCGUCAACGGACAGUGUGCGGCCACCACCACCGGCCCCGGCUACGCCUGCACCUGUAGUCCGGGCUGGGCCGGGGCCACCUGUGACCAGAACGUCGACGAGUGUGCCGGCAACCCCUGUCAGAACGGAGGCACGUGCACGGACGGCCUCAACGGCUUCACGUGCACCUGCACCGCCCUUUGGACCGGACCGCUUUGCCAAACCCAACAGCAAGUGUGUGGGGGCAACCUGGCAGGUCCCGCGGGGUCCUUCAGCUACCCUAACACCCCUGGCCACGACGAGUACGACCACCUGGUCAGCUGUGCCUGGGUGAUCCGCACGGAGCCCCACCAGAUCCUGCACAUCUCCUUCCCUUUCUUCGAACUGGAGAGCAGUGCCAGCUGCAACUUUGAUUUCUUGCAAGUCCACGACGGCGAGAGCGUUUCCUCCUUCCAGAUCGGUAGAUACUGCGGCGCCACCCGCCCGCAGGACCUGUUCAGCUCCCACAAUGCACUCUACUUCUGGUUUCGCUCCGACAGCUCCAUCAACGCCGGGGGCUUCAACGUCUCCUGGCAGUCUCAGGACCCAGUGUGUGGAGGUGAGCUCACCAACACACAUGGGAACAUCAACUCUCCCGGUUACCCGGGCAACUACCCACCUAGCAGAGACUGCUACUGGACUGUGAACGUGCCGCCCGGUCUGCUCAUCACCUUCGCCUUCGGGGACCUGAGUCUGGAGCAUCACCCCGACUGCAGCUUUGACUUCCUGGAGAUCCGGGACGGCCUGGUGGCAGAGGACCCGUCCCUGGCCAGGUACUGCAGCUCGGCCUCGCCGCCCCCUGUGUCUACCACCGGCCCGGCCGCCUGGCUCCACUUCCACUCUGACUCGGGUGUCUCCGACCGGGGCUUCCACAUCAGCUACAUCACCACCCCGUCUGACCCGGGCUGCGGGGGCACCUACACGGACAGCGAGGGGAUCAUCAUCUCGCCCAACUGGCCCAACAACUACGCGGCCAACCGCCAGUGCAUCUACCUGAUCCGCCUGCCGCCCGGCGAGGUGGCGGCCCUCAACUUCACCCACAUGGGCCUACAGACCCACGGGAGCUGCACCUUGGACUACGUGGAGGUCAGGGACGGGCGAGGGGAGACGGAUCGGCUGAUCGGGAAGUACUGCGGCUCCACCCUGCCGGCCCCCAUCCGCUCCACCUCCAACACCCUCUGGGUGCGCUUCAAGUCCGACAGCUCCGUGCAGGAGGCUGGCUUCAGGGCCGCCUACAGCGUGGGCUGUGGCGGCACCUUCUCGGGGACGGGGCAGAUCCGGUCCCCCUACCACCCGGGCGCCUACCCCCACAACAAGGAGUGUGAGUGGGUGCUCAACCAGCCCCAGGGCUACGUGGUCACGCUCAACUUCCUGUCCUUCGACGUGGAGGGCAACGCAUGUCGCUUCAACUUCGUGGAGGUGAGGGACGGCUCCUCGUCCAGCUCCCCCCUGCUGGGGACCUUCUGUGGGGACCAGGUGCCCCCCAUGCUGCAGUCCACCCAGCGCUCCAUGUACCUCCGCUUCAAGACAGACGCGUCUGUCACCAACAUGGGCUUCACCGCCGCCUACGCCGCGGCCGAGGAGGGUUGUGGUGCCACCCUGACCACGCCCACAGGGACCAUCACCAGCCCGGGCCACCCCGAGGGCUACCCGCACGGUGCAGAUUGCAUGUGGUUCAUCAGCGUCGCCCCCGGCAACCUCAUCCGGCUGACCUUUGACUCCUUCAACGUGGAGUACGAUUCGAGCUGUCAGCACGACUACCUGGAGGUGUACGACAACGGCACGGUGCAGACAGGCACCAAGGUGGGCAGGUACUGUGGCCGGUCGGUGCCCCCAUCCAUCACCAGCACUGACAGCCUGCUGACCGUGCUGUUUGUGUCCGACUCCACCACUGCCACUGAGGGAUUCUCCAUCAGCUACAUCUCCAUCAACGCCACCACCGACUGUGGCGAGACCUUCACCUCCCCAACGGGGACAUUGAGUUCGCCCAACUACCCCAGCAACUACCCCAACAAGCGGGAGUGUGUGUACAAGAUCGUGGUGGGGGUCAACAUGCAGAUCAAGCUCAACUUCACCGACUUUCAGCUGGAGUACAGCGCCACCUGUAACUACGACUACGUGGAGAUCAGGGACGGGGGCUACGAGACGUCCCCCAUCAUCGGGAGGUUCUGCGGCAGUCAGAGGCCCCCGGUGCUGGUAUCCCAUAGCAACCGCCUCUGGCUCAAGUUCCGGUCGGACGUGACCACCACGAGCCCGGGUUUCACCGCUCACUGGGACGGCACACAGACUGGCUGCGGAGGGAAUUUGUUGACAUGGACGGGGUCCUUCACCUCGCCCAACUACCCCCUGCCCUACCACCCCAACGCAGAGUGCUACUGGCGCAUCAAGACGAACCAGGGCAACCUGCUCCGGCUCUCCUUCUCAGACUUCCACCUGGAGGCCAGCACCCACAUGGGGUGUAGGCGCGACUACCUGGCGGUGUACGACGGGAGCAGCAGCGCCGCUCCCAAGCUGGCCGUGCUGUGCGGCCACGCGCUGCCCGCGCCCCUCAACUCCUCCGGCAGCGAGCUGUACGUCAAGCUGCGCACCGACCACAUGAUCAGCGCCGGCGGCUUCCUGGCCUCCUACACCGGCGACUGCCAGGGAGUGCAGAUCUCCGGCCAGCGUCGCGGCGUCAUCGAGUCUCUCAACUACCCCAACGCAUACCCAGCCAGCUCUCGGUGCAGCUGGACCGUCCAGGCCUGGGCGGGGAACACCGUCAGCUACACCUUCACCGCCUUCCACCUGGAGCGGAGCACCAACUGCAUGCACGACCACGUCAAGCUGUACAACGGCCCCGAUGCUCAGGCCCCUCUGAUCGGCACGUUCUGCGGGUCUACACCACCCCCCACCAACGCCACCACCAGCCCCUACCUCACCAUGGUCUUCCAGUCGGACACCAGCUUAUUCGGUUCGGGCUUCCAGAUGAUAUGGCAUCAGUACGGCUGUGGUGGGGAGCUCUAUGGCCCCUCUGGCUCCUUCAACAGCCCGGGUUACCCCAAAUGGUACCCAGAAAACAGCCUGUGUAUCUGGCAUAUCACCGUGGCAACCGGCAGAAGCAUCACCAUCAACAUCCACGAGUUUGACGUGGAGUACCACCCAGACUGCAACUACGAUGUGCUUGAGGUGUUUGGAGGCCCAGACCCGACCGCACCACGGCUGGCCCAGCUGUGCUCCACCACCACCAGCCCCAUGCAGGUGUCCAGCACCGGGAACACCAUCACCGUGCGCUUCAAGACCGACGCCUAUGUCAGUGGGCGGGGCUUCAACGCCAGCUGGGUGGAAUCGAACGGAGGAUGUGGGGGUCCGGUGACGGCGCCGUACGGGGAGAUCCACUCCCCCGCCUACCCCGCCAACUACCCCAACAGCGUGGACUGCUCCUGGGUCAUCAGCGUGGACCCCACCCACCGGGUGCUCUUCAACUUCACCGACCUGGAUGUGGAGGACUACCCUGACUGCCAAAACGACUAUGUGUCUAUUCACGACGGCCCCAGCGUGCUGGCCCCCCAGCUGGGCCGUGUGUGUGGCAGCGUGCGUCCCGCCGCCAUCAUCUCCACCCAGAACGUUAUUUACGUGCGCUUCAGGUCGGACGCUAGCCUCAACCAUCGAGGCUUCAGGGCCCAGUUCAUAGAAGCCUGUGGCGGAAACCUCGUCGCUGAUGACUCGGGAGGUGCCAUUUCCUCCCCACGGUAUCCUAGCAACUACGCCCCAGAUCUGAACUGCAGCUGGAUCAUCACAGCACAGGAGCCUUUCAACCAUGUGACCUUGUCAUUUACCGACUUGGACUUGGAGAGGGUGAACUCCAACUGCUCCCAUGAUGCAGUAGAGGUCUUGGAUGGAAACAACUACGAGGCCCCUUCCAUAGGACGCUACUGCGGCUCCGAGCUUCCUCACCCCGUGACAUCGUUCAGCAACGCCCUGGUGGUCAACUUCGUGUCCGACCACUCCGUCUCUAAGAAGGGCUUCAGAGCCACCUACACUGCCUCCACCUCAGGCUGCGGAGGGGAUCUGUACAUGGAAAGCGGGGCCUUCAACAGCCCCAACUACCCCGACGCCUACCCAGCCAACCUGGAGUGUGUCUGGACGCUCAGGAGCUCCCCGGGCAAUCGCCUCCAGCUCUCCUUCAUUAUGUUCGGGCUGGAGACGAGCUUCAACUGUAACAAUGACGUUUUGGAGAUCAGGGAGGGCAGCUCCACCGGCCCGCUGGUCAGCCGCUUGUGUGGAGACAGCCUCCCCUCCAACUACACCUCGGUUACCGGCCACAUCCUGUGGAUACGCUUCCGCUCAGACGCAUCGGGCAGCGGCGCCGGCUUCCAAGCCAGUUUCGCCCACUUGUAUGGUAACGAGCUGACAGGGGAGUCGGGCCAGAUCGCCUCUCCGCUGUACCCGCGCACGUACCCCAACAACGCAGACUACCGCUGGACGGUCACCGUGGACGGAGACAGCUACGUCCAGAUCCAUUUCCUAGACCUAGACAUUGAGGACCUGUACAACUGCUACUAUGACAACCUCAAGGUAUUUGACGGGCCCAACGUGCACAGCUACCCCAUGGGUACGUUCUGUGGCCUGGUACCCCCCACUCCCCUGCGCAGCUCGGGCAGCACCGUGACCCUGGAGUUCCAGUCCGACGUGCUCGCCGGGGGCAAAGGCUUCCUGGUGGAGUGGACGGCCGUGCAGGGCUCUGGACCCCUGCCCACCAUCGCACCAGGUGCGUGCGGGGGCGCCCUGAUGCCGGAGGACGCCCCGCGGUUCCUGUUCUCCCCCGGGUGGCCCGGCGACUACGCCCCCGGCCUGGAGUGCACCUGGGUGAUCCGCUCGCCCGCCUCCACCGUGGAGCUCAACCUGCUGUCCCUCGACAUGGAGGACUACCCCAGCUGCUACUUCGACAGCCUCGUCAUCCGGGACGGUGAGAGCAACCUGUCUCCACUGCUGGCCAAUCUGUGUGGCCGGGAGCUCCCCGGACCCCUCCACUCCACGGGGGACUCCAUGUUCAUCCGCUUCACCUCCGACGGCAGCCUCAGCGGGCGGGGCUUCAACGCCUCUUACACCAGAGGUUGCGGGGGUCUCCUGCACGCCAACAGAGGGGUCCUCAGCAGCCCCCGCUACCCCCAGAACUACCUGCCGGGCCUGGACUGCAGCUGGCACGUCAUGGUCCCUCCGGGCUUCCGUAUCUCCGUCAACUUCCAGACGCCCUUCCAGGUGGAGGGCUACAGCAACCAGUGCAGCGACGGAGACUAUGUGGAGCUGAGGAACGGGCCAGAUGCCACCGCUCCGUCCCUGGGGGGUCGCCUGUGCGGCACCAGCCCCCCCGCGGUGGUGCAGACCUCCGACAGCGACCUGCACGUCCGCUUCGUCUCGGACGCCUCCAACGAGGGCAGCGGCUUCAAGCUGACCUUCGAGGCCCACAGCCUGGCUUGCGGUGGGUACAUCGAGCUGGGCGAUAAUGACCCUCCAGGCUACAUCACCUCACCCAACUACCCCCAGAGCUACCCCAAGAACUCGGACUGCGUCUGGGUCAUCGCCGUGCCCAACGGGGAGUCGGUCAGGAUCGACUUUGAGGAGGACUUCUACAUCGAGCCCACGACCAGCUGUUUGCAUGACUACCUGGAGGUGCGAGACGGCGUCACGACAGAAGCCGACCUCAUCGCAAAGCUGUGCGGCGCCACGCGGCCCUCCACCCAGCGCUCAACGGGCUCCUCCAUGCUGCUGAGGUUCCGCACGGACACCAGCGUCACACACAAGGGCUUCAAGGCCAAGUACUCCAUAGCCACGUGCGGUGGAACCUACAUCGGCCAGAACGGCACCAUUAAGAGCCCUGGCCUCCCCGGGGCCAACUACCCCGACGGCUCGGCCUGUGAGUGGUACCUGGAGGGCCCCACAGGGCACUUCCUCACCCUCAGCUAUGGGGCCCUCGACCUGCAGGCCAGCCCCGACUGCUCCAAGGACUAUGUGGAGAUCCGAGAGUACAACGCCUCAGGGCGUGUUCUGGGCAGGCACUGCGGCAACAGCAUCCCAGCGGCCAUAGACACCAGCGACAGCUUUGCUUACGUUAAGUUCGUCAGCGAUGCAAGCAUGAGCGCUCCUGGCUUCAGCCUCUCUUUCCAAGCUAGCUUGGAUGGGUGUGGAGGAGAGCUCAACGCCCCCUCAGGCACCAUCUCAUCCCCCAACUACCCCAACCUCUACCCCCACAGCCGCGUCUGUCGCUGGCUGGUCGUCGUCCCCCGGGGCCGCAGGGUCACCCUCACCAUCAACGACAUGAGGCUGGAGGGCUCCGAAACCUCCUGUUACUUUGACUACGUUGAGGUCCUGAACGGUGUGACGGAAGACUCUCCGCUACUGACCCGCUACUGCGGCUCGGUCCCGACGGGCACCCAGGUCCGGACCUCGGGCCGCACCAUGACGGUGGUGUUCCGCACCGACGCGUCCGUGUCCAACGGCGGCUUCACGGCGUCCUACUCCUCGGACGAGGCUGCAGUGUGCGGCGGUAUUCUGGACAACCCCGCCGGGGGGAACAUCACCUCCCCGGGGUACCUGGUGUCCAACUACAGCAGCAACCUGAACUGUGAGUGGCUGAUCCAGAACCCGCGGCGCGUCAACUCCUCCAUCGUGGUGGUGCUAGAGGACCUCCACCUGGAACACCACCAGACCUGUGAAUCGGACUACCUGCAGUUCCGCCUGGGUGACCACAACGGGGAGUUGCUGGCUAAGUUCUGUGGUCAGACCACGCCCCAGGUGCCCAUCGUGGUGUUCACCUCCGAGCUGUGGGUCCACUUCCAGACGGACCAGGCCGAGGGGGACCUGGGCUUCAUGGCCCAGUACAUGUUCUCUGAUUGUGGUGGAUGGCAGUCCGGAGAGGGAGGUGUGAUCUCCAGCCCCAACUACCCCGACCACUACCCGGGCCCCAGUCGCUGUGCCUGGCUUCUCGAGGCCCCUGAGGGCCACACCAUCACCCUCACCUUCACCUACUUCAGCCUGGAGGCCCACAGCCAGUGCAGCUGGGACUCGCUCACCAUCUUCAACGGCGCCUCCCCCGGCUCGCCCGUCAUUGGCCAGUAUUGCGGCACCAACUCCCCGGGAACCGUCCAAUCAGGAUCCAGUAAGAUGGCGGUGGUGUUCCUGGGCGACCACAGCGUGUCCAAAGGGGGCUUUGUGGCCUCCUGGACGGCAGACUCCUCAGGCUGCGGCGGCGUGAUGCACGUCGCCUCGGGCUCCGUCCGCUCCCCCGGCUACCCGCAGGACUUCCCCGCCAACGCAGAGUGCUCCUGGCAGCUGGUGGGCCACGAGGGCAGCCACCUGGAGAUGAGCUUCCAGGGGGAGUUCCAGAUCCCGGACGACAGCGGGACCUGCCAGAGCAGCUACGUUAAGGUGUGGUCCGGCAGCAGCCAGACGGAUGAGACCCUGUUGGCCACGGGCUGUGGCUCCACGGCGCCAGGCCCCAUCAUCGCCCCCACCAACGUCCUCACCGCCCGCCUCCAGGCCUCCGGCCCCGCGGGCAAGGGCUUCUUCGCCUCCUUCACCUCCAGGUGCGGGGCCAACUUCACAGCCCGCAGCGGGCGCGUGGUCUCCCCCAACUACCCGGCCAACUACCCCAACCACUCCAACUGUAACUACACCAUCGACGCCGGGGCGCGCACCAUCAUCGUCCUCACCUUCAGGUCCUUCCAAGUGGAAGCCUACCCCACCUGCACCUUUGACGGGCUAAAGAUCUACAGGGGCGUGGCCCCCACCCAAGGCCCCCUGGCCACCCUCUGUGGCACCACCAUCCCAGGACCCUUCUCCACCUUCGGCCCCAUGCUGCUCAACUUCUACUCCGACUCCGCCUUGUCCGACAACGGCUUCCUGGCCGAGUACCGCGCCUUAUCAUGUGGAGGUUUCUUCAACAGCACAUCGGGGACGGUGAGCAGCCCCGCCAUCUCAGAGACCAACUACCAUCACAACAUCAACUGCUCCUACCACAUCAUGACCACCAGCGACAGAGUCCUCGACCUCAAGUUCAACACCUUCCACCUGGAGGCGUCCUCCAGCUGUCGCUACGACCACGUCUCUGUGUACGACGGAGGCAGCACAGCGGCGCCCCUGCUGGGCAAGUUCUGCGGCACGGCCCUGCCGCCCCACCUGCGCUCCUCCACCAACCAGCUGUACCUCCUGUUCGUCACCGACCAGACUGUGAACGGGAUUGGCUGGCGCGCCACCUACUCCGGGACCCUGGGUCCGGCCCAGGGUUGCGGGGGUUACCUCUCCAUGCCCAUGGGCAUGUUCGGCUCCCCGGACACCAACCUGGACAGCCGCUACGAGCCGUACCUGAACUGUCUGUGGACCAUCGAGAUGCCCAUCAACAAGCUCAUCAACCUCACCUUUGACUCCUUCGACCUGGAGAACUCCCCCAACUGUCGCUACGACCACAUCAAGGUCUAUGAUGGCGACAACGUGAACGUCCCUCUGGUUGGCUCCUUCUGCGGGAACACCGUCCCCAUGCCCUUUGUGUCGUCAGGCAACUUCCUGACCGUCCUCUUCGUCACUGACAGCGUUGUGCAAAAGAGGGGCUUCAACGCCACCUACAGGGGGAUGGACGUGUUAUGCGGCGGCACGCUGAACGCCACCACGGCGAUCCAGACCAUCACCUCGCCGUUCUUCCCCAACGCGUACCCGGCGCAGACCUCCUGCCGCUGGAUCCUCGACGCCCCGCCCCAGGAGUCGGUCAAGCUGUCCGUCCAGACCUGGACCCUGCAGCCGGGCCAGAGCUGCUCCAGCAACUACCUGGAGAUGAAGGACUGGCCGGUGGGAGACUACGGCCAGUCCCAUAAGUUCUGCGCCGGUGAAAGCCCGGUACCGGACUUCUACAGCUACGGAAGGACCAUAAGUCUGCAUUUGAAGUCCGACACCUUUAUGCCAGGAAACGGCAUGAGCUUGACCUAUCAGGUGGCAGGCUGCAGCCGCACCUACCAGCAGGCCUACGGCUACCUGAAGAGCCCUGGCUGGCCCGACGUCUACCCUCACAACACCGACUGCACCGUGGUGCUCAUGGCUCCGCAGGGCAGCUCCAUCUCCCUGUUCUUCAACAGCUUCGACAUAGAGGGACACUCCCUCUGCGCCUACGACUACCUGGAGGUCCGUAACGGCUCCACGGCCGCCAGCCCUCCCUUAGGGAGGUUCUGCGGCUCCGGGCUGCCCGCCCCUGUGUUCCCCGGCACCAACGCGCUCUACCUGCGCUUCAAGAGCGACUUCAACAACGUGCGGGACGGCUUCGAGGCCACGUGGACCUCCUCCCCGCAAGGUUGCGGCGGCACUCUGUACGGAGACCACGGCUCGGUGGCCAGCCCCAACUACCCGGGAACCUAUCCCAAUGGGACGCACUGCGAGUGGGGCAUCCGGGCUCCCAGGGGCCGCGUGGUCACCGUCACCUUCGCCCAGCUCAGCAUCGACGACCCCGGAGACUGCCAGAACAACUUCCUGAAGCUCUACGACGGCCCGGACAGCACGACGGCCCCCGUGGGCCCCUACUGCGGACGGGAGACCAACAUCGCUCCGUUCACCGCCUCCUCCCAUCUCGUCUACAUCGUGUUCCAGGCGCAGUCCAGCGUCCUGCCCUCGGGAUUCCGACUCACUUGGAGCAGCUGAGAGGAGAAUUCAUGAUACACACACGCACGCACACACACACGCGCACACACAGAGCUGUUUACAGUUUAAUUAAUCUCUUUGAAAAAACAAACACAUUUGUUGCAAUUGUUCUGCUUCAAAAUCAAUGUAAAUAAAUAUUUUUUUAAAUCAAAGUCAUCAGAAAAUAGUUUAAUGAACAGCUAUAUUUUUUUAAUCAGUUUUUGUAUAAAUCUUUGUGCUAAUAGGAAAUACAUGAAUUUUGGAAGAGGAAUUUGUGAUGACCUUAAUAAAAGGAGACUUUUGUUGUGAGGUAA
Molecule: messenger RNA, 11434 nt
Organism: Gadus macrocephalus (Pacific cod)
Lineage: Eukaryota; Metazoa; Chordata; Actinopteri; Gadiformes; Gadidae
Gene: cubn
Product: cubilin (intrinsic factor-cobalamin receptor)
Exons: 67
Coding region: 261-11141 (3626 amino acids)
Molecular function (GO): calcium ion binding
Source: RefSeq, a predicted model, not a curated record